Messenger RNA from Carassius gibelio (silver crucian carp), 1319 nucleotides. RefSeq names its product peroxisomal membrane protein 2. Gene Ontology annotation, cellular component: membrane; cytoplasm. The record is from RefSeq and is a predicted model, not a curated record. NCBI's taxonomy places the organism in Eukaryota, Metazoa, Chordata, Actinopteri, Cypriniformes, Cyprinidae. The transcript has 6 exons. The coding region runs from base 113 to 697 and encodes 194 amino acids.
AGCACGCACGCUACGUUCGACCCUCCUCGGUAAAGAUUUGCACUUUGUUAAAAAACACGGAUCUCUAAUGAACCCAGUGCACGGACAUUGUACUUAGUAAACUAAACUGAAGAUGCCAGCGCAAAGUGUACUUAUAAGAGAUUCCUCUUUUCUGACGAGGGCACUGCAGCAGUACUUGAGUUUGUUAAAGAAAUAUCCAAUCCUUACCAAAUCGGUUACGAGUGGUAUUCUCUCUGCUUUGGGAAAUCUGCUGUCUCAAGCUUUGGAGUACAGGAAAAGCAACAAAGAAAAUAGCCCAAAAAAGAAAAUCAAUGUUCUGGGACCCUUACACUUUGCAGUAUUUGGACUUUUUAUCACAGGUCCAGUCAGUCAUUACUUCUACCAUCUCCUGGAGGUGCUGUUUCCAAACACGGUCCCAUACUGCCUGAUCAAGCGCCUGCUGCUGGAACGUCUUAUAUUCGCUCCUGCUUUCCUCUUGCUCUUCUAUGUGGUUAUGAAUGCUUUGGAGGGCAAGAGUCUCGCAGAUGUUCAAAACAAACUUAAAACAAGUUUCUGGCCUGCGAUGAAGAUGAACUGGAAAGUUUGGACCCCGAUUCAGUUCAUCAAUAUCAACUAUGUACCUGUACAGUUUCGAGUGCUGUUUGCAAACCUGGUUGCUUUAUUCUGGUACGCCUAUCUAGCCUCGGUCAGGAAAUGAAAGCACAAAACCGGCUACAGCAGGCCUUGGUUAAAUCCAGUUUGUGCCUUUAAUGGACUGCUGCGCAUCGGAUACGUUUUAAAUGUCUUCCAGUAAAAACUGACGGGGAAUAUUGGUCGGUUUCUGGAAAAUAACUUGUGAUGUGGAUCAGUAAUGAGAUUUUACUGCUACUUGCACUGACGGUUAAUGAAUUGUUGAUGUUUUAUGAAUCAUUUAAGAAAAAAAUCUGCUUGUGGAAGCACCUGACAAUAAUGUCAUUACUUAGAAUAUAUUGAGCACAAAAUUAUUUUAGCAGUUACUAAUGCUAGAGUUAUUAUCUUCACUGUGAGUUAAUGUACAUAUAUAGCAAUGGUCUUGCUAAUAUACUUUGUAUAAUUUCAUAGCCUGAUAGAUGCAUACAAUAUUGUUUUAAUGCACUUGGUUUAAAAUAAUUACCAGCACACACACCAAUAAAAAAUGUAUUACAAAUAUUAUUUCACCUAAUAAUAUGAUUUAAAGGCUCUUUACUGUUUGCCAGUGUUUUAAAGAGGGUUAUUUUGUUGUAUUUAAAAUGUGAAGGGCACAUUUCACUCUGCAUUUAUAGCAGAUCUAAUGUUAAGAAAUAAAAUAUACUUAUUCCUUU